AUGUCGCAGGCCCAGCUUUUGCCCGCCGCCUUCAGCACCGGCCACCUCAACCGCGCGACCGCCUCGUUGCCGAGGCCACUUCAGAGCGUCUUCGGCCCCGCCGCCAGGCCCGAGGAGGACUCAAUGGCGCCGUCCAUGCCCUCACUCACCGGCGGCCUCAUCACCAUGCCCGCCUCCAUCGCCCUCCCCUCCCGAUCGCUGCCCGCCACCAGUCUCUUCGCCUCGCGUCGCUACCCCUCGCCCAGCCGGCCCUCCGUCUCGGUCGCCCUAUCCUCCGGUCUCGCCUCGCCGCCCCACCAUCCCAAUAGACCCGUCGGCGGGCCCCGGUUGGUGCCGACGGCGGCGAGUCCCGCCAGAGCGCUCUUCUUCUCUCAGUCGUCAGCCGGCGAGCGCCAUGUCGACGAGUCGUCCUGCUUGCGUCGCGCCGCCGGGCUGGCCCGACAACGAGACGAACGUCGCCCGACAAGGCAACCCGACGGCCUGGCCGUCGGUCCGUCUGUCUCGCCUGGCCUUGGCCUCUGCACCAGACCGCGACCCGGCCAUGGCAACGGGCUUGCUCGAAUGUCGACUUCGUCCUUGACGGCGGCCGGACGCAGCAGCGGUCUGACACCACAAACCGGCAAACUGCGCAUCUCCGCGUCGGCCAGCACGUCUCCGAAUACUGGCUCCUCGCGCCGUCUCCUACAGUCCCUUCACGCCGGCUCGGCCUCCUCCGGCCUCGGCCACUACUCCGGCCCCGCCUGCACCGCCUGCACCGCCUCCGCCCCCAAUUCCAGCUCUACCUCCGCCGGCAACACGACUACAACAAUGACGGCCACCACGACAACGAGCACCACCUCCGCUCUUCGACACCCGACACGCUCCAACUCGUCUUGUCUCUCGCCGGCCCGUUCAGCUCUCCUGCACCCUGGCAACACCGCCAGCCACACCAACACGACAGUCGGGCACCACCGCUCGUCCGGCCCGACCGAUGCACCGGGCACCAACGGUCUGAUGGCCGACUUCCUCGAGUGCGCCAGAUGCCCCGCCUCGCGGAGAGCCUCCCUCGACCACUGGGUCGACCAUUUGGGCGAAUACCAUCCCGUUCCAGCAUCGUGGCCCAGUGCUCGUGCCGACCACCUCAGCGCCCGGGAACGCGUCACACCGUACACUUCCGUGGUGGACUCGCACAAAAAGCGCAAGCCCAACACCGUUCCACGACCCUUGAACAGUUUCAUGGUGAGUCUCGACGUCGCCUGGGCCGCACACACACACACACACGCCACGCGAAUAGACACGUCUGCUCAGGGUGCUGUAGUUGCUCCCAAGAGCGUGAUCAUUUCGCCCAUAACCCAUCUGAAUCAUUAA
Protopolystoma xenopodis is the source of this 1347-nucleotide messenger RNA. The record is from the annotation of a GenBank genome assembly. Lineage: Eukaryota; Metazoa; Platyhelminthes; Monogenea; Polystomatidea; Polystomatidae.